UGCCUGUAUUAUCGAUGCAGCAUGGAAUUGCUAUGAGCCGGAAAAUAGAGGGUUAUAUUUUACGUGUCGAAAGUAUAUUAUAGAUUUAAAAAAAUAUUAAUUUGAUCUGUUAUUUUUUAUGUGAGUCAUAGUGUUGAAUAUCGUAAUUAAAUUUUUUAUAUUGUUUGGUAAAAAACAUACACAUCGAUGAACAGAGAAGCUUUUUAAAUGAAGUACAAUGAAGCUCACGCAAGUGUUAUACAAGCAGCAUAUAGGUAGGCAAAUUCGAAGAUUAUGGUAUGUGAAGCGAGAACGCAAAGUAUCCGACACCAAAACCGAGAAUUAUUUGUCAACGUUGGGAAUUUCGGUGAAGGAAGCUUCGGAAAUAAUUAAUCCAAAACAGGAAUUGCCAAAACUACAGGUACAGUUUCUGAAACCAAAACCAAUAGCAUUUGAUGAAACGCAUCCCGAUUGGAAAGCUGAACCUUGUCUAAUAUUUAAGGAUCAUAAUGUUUUCCAAGAAGGAUUUUGCCAAGCACAAAUAUUAACAAACACUGUGUGUCUGCCGGACAGUUCUUCAAAUUAUAUCCAAAAUUUAUCUCUAGAACUACCGGAGUAUGUAGACAACAUAGUGAAGAGGAUAAUUUAUACUUCAAACAUAUUUGAUGCUCAUCAAGAAAGACUACCAAUCAGGAAGGAUCCUGAAAGACCUGCAUGGGUCUUUCCUAGGGAUUAUGGUAUAACUAAUUGUAGAAAAAUGCGGAACUUGUCUAAGAAAUUGUUGCAACUUUGUGAGUCCUUGUCAGGUCCAGAUAUCACACGAAAACGAUGUAUAUUGUAUGAUGGAAUUACACAAUUAAAUUUAGAUAAAGAAUCGGAUCUCAUCCAGUUUACAUUAAGAUCGGAUGUGAUGGUUAUGUCAGCAGAUCCUCUAAAGCCAAUAGAAAGUUCUAACAGUGGUAUGGAAAUAGAUCUCCCGAAUAUGCACCCAAUACAUCACACUAUGGGUUUGGACAAGACAAACAUCUACAAAACUGAAGACUUGUAUCCUGUCAGCGCAACAGUACCUUUGAUAAAUGUCCACACUAUUUUCGUGCACUAUGAUCCUGAGGAGGUGAAAAAUCUGACCGAAUUACCUGUGACACUAAACCAGAUUUUCAGUCGCACAUUGAUAAAAGUGUAUACUAUGGCAGCAUCUUGUGCACGACAAAAAUUCGGUUUAUCUGUGAAGGAACUACCGGAACCCGUGACUGUGCAAUGCAUUCAAUCGGAUGGAAAGAAUUACUACUUUUUCGUAUUUCAACUUAACUCGUUAGACGCGAAUGACAUUAACAUGAAGAAUUUCUGGUGUGCUCUACCGCCGUUGACGCUUUAUGAGAAAGCUGAAUAUGAUAAUGGCAGACCAGUAGUCGAGGGAUACAAUCCAGAGGUAUUCAGAAGAAUACUUGCAUUUUACAGGAAUGGAAGUUAAAAAUAAAAUCUGUUAAAUUAAAUAAAAUUGUUAGUAGAUUUUCUAGUCUUCUACGAA
Monomorium pharaonis (pharaoh ant) is the source of this 1507-nucleotide messenger RNA. RefSeq names its product 39S ribosomal protein L37, mitochondrial (gene mRpL37). Gene Ontology annotation, cellular component: ribosome; mitochondrion. The transcript is spliced from 7 exons. Gene Ontology annotation, molecular function: structural constituent of ribosome. The record is from RefSeq and is a predicted model, not a curated record. The coding region runs from base 218 to 1450 and encodes 410 amino acids. Gene Ontology annotation, biological process: translation. NCBI's taxonomy places the organism in Eukaryota, Metazoa, Arthropoda, Insecta, Hymenoptera, Formicidae.